GAAGGCCCUUGGGCUUUUAAAAAAAGCAAAACAAGAACAACGCAGGCUUAUUCCGAAACUAACGCGCAUGAUAACAUCUGUCUGAAGUGAACGUCUCACUUCGGCCCACCCCUUUUCCUGAGAGGACUACGCAUCCCAGCGCGCACCGCGCCACGUGGCGCACGUGACCAUCCCUCCGCCUCUGCUUGGCGUCCUGUUGCUGUUGCUCCUCCUCCUUCCCUACGCAAGGGGUUUGCUGUUGCUACACGUCUUACGAGCGUGCCCCUCGCGCAGGCGCAGUGCGGCGCUGUCGCUGUCUGAGGCGACCGUCGGGAGGAAGAGGAAGAAGAGGCGGCGGCGAGUGACGCGUUUCCCUGGAGACGGCGAUGCUCCCCUGCGAGGGGCCUGGCGGCGGCGGCGGCAACUUCAGCCUCGGGGCGGGCUGGCGGGAGAGCCGGGCGAGGCCCCCGCGGGGGGCAUGGCCAGAGGGGAGGAGCAGCAGCAGCAAGACGAGGAGGAGGAAGAGGAGGGUGGCCAUGGCGGCUGUGAGGCGAAGCACCCGCGGCGGCGGCGCAAGGCCCUCGGUGCCGCCCCCCUCUCCGCGCCCGGGCCUGCUUCCUCCUCGGCGACGUCGCCGCCUCCUGCCGCCGCACUGCGCUUCGGGCUGGUCCCGUGCGAGCUCCACGCGCGGCUGCUGGACCAGCAGGACUACCGGGGCCGGGUGGGCGCCAUGGAGCAGCUGAAGCGGGUGCUGGGCGAGGCCCCGCAGGGGGCCCUGGCGGCGCUGCCGGCGGCGAGCCUGCUGGGCCUGCUGAGCCUGCUGCGGGCGCUGCUGGACGACUCCAACUUCAAGGUCGCGCUGGGCGCGCUGGAGGGGCUGCGCCUGGUGGCCGCCCGCCUGGGCCCCGCCGUGGGCAGCCGCGCCCGUCUGGAGCCGCUGGUGGCGGCGGCGGCCAAGGUGCUGGGCGACGCCAAGCUGGCCAUCCGGCAGGAGUACCACCAGCUCUUCCUGGGGCUGAUGCGCGCCGCGGGGCCCCAGCCCGUGUUGGACCAGCUCCUGCGCCCAGAGCACCUGCAGCACCGCAACUCCCGCGUCCGCGAGGUGGUCCUGUCCAUCUGCGUCGCCGCCCUCCUCACCUUCCCCAGCGAGGACUUCGACCUGCCCAGACUGGUGGCCGCCCUGGCUCCCGCCCUGGCCGACAGCAAGCGCCGCGUCCGCCACGCCGCCCUGGAAGCCUUCGCCGUCCUGGCCUCGGCCCUAGGGUCUGCCCGCGCCAGCCUCAUCUUCAAGGCCGUCGAUGCCGUGGAGCUCCAGGACAACGGCGAGGGUGUGAUGGGCGCCGUCCAGGCCCGCCUGGCCAGGAAGACCCUUCCCAAGCUAACUGACCAGUGGUUUGUGGAGUACGCAGUGCCCCUGCCCUCCUCUUCCUCUCAUGGGAGCGGCUUCCACUUGCCCCAUGGCGCUGACACGGACUGGCUUCUGGAAGGCAACCGUAUCCAGAGUGCCCACAGCUACUCUGGAGAGCCUGCCAGCUCACUGGCACCCUUUGCUGACCAAGGGAUGUGCCUCCGCAGGGUCUUAAGUGCCGGAAAAGGAAAACUGCCGUGGGAGAGCGAGCCAGCAGGGAGCCAAGCCCACUUUGGAAAGGGGGCUGAGCCAAAGCUCUCGCCAUCAAAUGAUUUCCUUCAGUCUCCAAAACUGAGGCCUUCCCAAGGUGUGAUGGCCUCUCAUCAGCCUCAUAUUUCGGGGAAGGGCAGGCUGCUUGGUUUCUCUCACAUUCGUGGAAAGAGUGGCAGUGUGGAUUCUGAUCUACAGUUUCUAGGACUGAAUAAUCCCUGGCAAGAUAAAGUGUGUGCCAGCCUCAGUUUCACCAACAAGCCUCAGCGGACUUUUUGCAGCCCACCUGAGCAUGCACCACCUCUCCUGGGCUCCCAUGCCAGCCAAGGGGCUUUUAUCCUUCCAUCCUACCCAUUCUCAUCGUCCAGGCACAGUCCAAAGCACACAUCCCCUCCUGCAGAGUCGCUCAAGAAGUCACAAGAUCAUGCUGUCAACUUCUCGAAUUCCUGGCCUCUGAAGAGUUUUGAAGGGCUUCCAAAACCUAGUCAUCAGAAGACGUUUUCCAGCCCAGUGGCAGGAGGGGAUCCCGAGGCAAAGCUGCAGGACACGCCUCCGAUUCAGCUGAAACCUGCCUUUGUGAGAUCCCCAGCUUCCCGGAGAGGCCUGAGUGGGACAAAGCCAGUGCCUCCUAUCCCCAGAGGCAUUAGCCCCUCGCCUGAUAAAGUGGAAGCUAAUGUCAUAGGACACAAGAAUGGGGAGCCAGAAGACAUCUGGCUGAAUGACAGGGACAAGAAGCUGGCCCUUGACCUUUCGGAGUUAAACGUCAAUGAAAAGGAGCCGGAUGAGGAAGAGAUGCAGAGUUGUCUUCGUUCUCUACGCAACAGCGCAGCCAAGAAGAGGGCAAAGCUCAACGGCAGCACUUCUGACCUCGGAAGCCCAGACUCUGUGCUGAAACUGGACCUGACCUCGGAGUCGCCUUCUUACUUGUCUUCUCCAAGCACCAGUUCCUACAGUGAAAGUGGGGUUUAUAGCCAGGAGUCUGUAACGUCCCCGCUCUCCACAGUCCCUCAGGGAAUGAGAACCAUGUCAGAUAUCUUUCCGUUACUUGGAGGCAACUCCUGGCCAAUGAAGCUCUCCCCAGCACGGAGUCGAGGUCCUAUAAUCGUGGAGCAGAGUCCUAGCACAGGGAUAAUGUUUCAUGAAAAAGCAACUUCCAGCGUGAGUGUUAGCGGCCAGCGUCUGAGCUAUGGAAAUGGAUCUGGAGAUUAUGAUGAUAGACAGAAAGUUGUGUCACCUGCCACUCUCAAAGGGCAGGCCAAAGAGCACCAAAGGCAUUGUAAAGCCACAAAAGGAUUUGCAAGGCCCACUUCGAGUUUACAGCAGCUGACUAGUUUAGACUUUAUUUCACCGAGUGCCUUGUCAGAAGAUUCUGUAGUUAUUGUUGGAAAAGGAGUGUUUGGAAGCCCACCUUCAGCUCCAUUAACCUAUGGCCAGUCCACAAUAUUCUCCAUGGAGAAUGGAGACGCACCUUCAUUCAAGCAAAGUAUGGAGCCUCUUUCCGGGAUCUACGGGAGAGCUGUCCAGCAGCAGAGCUCUGCGCCUUAUUUUGGCAUGGAACAUGAAAGAGACGUGAAAGUUGCCUUAUCCAAAUCUGCCCGGGAGAAGAUGACGCAAAAAAAGAGAGAAGAGAAAGAAUAUCGGGAAGUUAGAGACCUGGAAAGAAAGGAUGCACACAGUUGGGAACUGCUUAAGCACAAUGAAUCUGAGAAGAUUACAACAGAAAGCAGAAAUGCUGCUUUCAGUCCUCUGUUGAAGAGGACAUCAAGUAUAAAAAGGACACAGCCUUCACUCUUGCUAGAAUCAGGUGAAAUCUCUCUGGGUCCACAAAUGCAGUUCAAAGAUCGGACGUUGUCUGUCACGCAUAGUCCAGAGAUAAUGGAACCAUCAGAAUUGAGACCCUUCCCCAAACCUGAAAUUGCUCUUUUGGAAGCAUUGCAGUAUCUUGCUGAUGAUGACUGGGAGAAGAAAAUUGAAGGACUGAACUGGAUUAGGUGCCUUUCUGCCUACAACCCCGAUGUGCUGACUGCAAAGCUGCAUGAGACCAGCCUGGCUGUUGUUCAGGAGGUGAAGAAUUUACGUUCUGUUGUUUCCCGGGCUGCAGUAGUUUGUUUAGGGGACUUGUUCAACUACCUGAAAAAGGGCAUGGAUCAAGAACUAGACAGCACAGUAAAAGUCCUUUUGCACAAGGCCGGGGAAUCAAACACAUUCAUAAGGGAGGAUGUUGACAAAGCGCUGAAGGCAAUGGUUAACAACGUGACUCCAGCCCGGGCUCUCUCUUCUCUGAUCAAUGGAGGCCAAAGCCACUUGAACACAGCGGUGAGGCGAUGUGCAGCCCAGCACUUGUCAGAUGUCGUGGAGCACAUGGGAGCAGGACGCACAUUAUCUGGCAUGAAGGAUGUGACUGACAGGAUUUUGUCUGCAGUAGCCAAAUUUGUCCAAGAUGGAUCACAAGAAACGAGGUACUAUGGCCGGAAGAUGCUCUUCACUUUGAUGACACAUGCAGACUUCGAUAAGAUGCUUGAAAAGUAUGUGCUGCCGAAGGACUUGCCUUAUGUUAAAGAGACUGUCAGCAGCCUGCGGCAGAAGGGGCUCGGAGAGAUGCCGAUAGUCACCCCCUCCGCCAAGGGAAGGCGUUCUCACGCCAGCAGCAUGGACCGUUCAAGAUCUGCCUCUGUGUCACGAGAAGCGCUCAGCCCCAGUGACAGAGAGAUUAGAGAAGUACGCGAAAUGUCCAGGAAAUUAGUUCCUCGUAACGCCUUGGAAAGUGCGGAAUAUGUGAAGGUCAUAACGACGUUACUGAAUGCAAAAGACUUCCGGGAUCGAAUUAAUGGAAUUAAGCAGCUGUUAGCAGACACAGAGAAUAACCAAGACCUUGUUGUUGCAAACAUUGUGAAGAUCUUUGAUGCCUUCAAGUCUCGCUUACAUGACUCCAACAGCAAGGUCAAUCAAGUUGCCCUGGAGACGAUGCACCGCUUGAUUCCUCUGUUGAAAGAGAAGCUGUCACCUGUUAUCAACAUGCUGAUUCCUGCCUUGGUUGACAACAACCUGAACUCCAAGAAUCCAGGCAUCUAUGCUGCUGCCACUAACGUCAUCCAAGCUCUUUCUCAACACUUGGACAACUAUCUGCUGCUUCAGCCAUUCUGCACAAAGGCUCAGUUUCUGAAUGGAAAAGCCAAACAAGACAUCACCGAAAAGCUUGCAGAGCUUGUUGUCGAGCUGUAUCCCCGCAAGCCGCAUGCUGUGGAGCAGAAGGUUUUGGUGGUUCUGUGGCAUCUAUUGAGCAACAUGACAAACAGCGGCUCCUUGCCUGGAGCUGGUGGAAAUAUUCGGACAGCCACCGCUAAAUUGUCAAAAGCACUUUUUGCACAAAUGGGUCCCAAUCUGUUGAUCCAAGCUGCAUCCCAGCCCCCGCACAUCAAAAGAACUUUGGAGGAAUUCCUUGACCAAGCUACCUGAAGCAGACUUAGCAGAUGCGUAUACGGAUACUACGGUGAUUAUAGGUUACUGAAAGACUGACAGCAAACUGUUUUACUUGGGGUUGAGUGGAGCAUUCUCUAGCUGCGUUUCUUCACCGUGCCUGUGCUUUUCAUAUGAAAGCAAAUUUGGAGUGAAUGCUUUUAAUUACCAGCCAUUGAAGACUUUGUUUCUUUUCCAGUACCAGUCCUAGGCUGAAACCAAAAUCAGUAUGAUGCUUGUGAGCGCUCUCCCCCCUGGUGCUGUGGAAUUGGGAUUGGAUGUCUACGAAAGCAAAAGUCAACUCGGCUUGUUUGCACUUUUCUUUAGACUCUGUGGCACAGUGCCCUGUGUGUCCUAACGAAGAUGAGAUUUUAAAAUAGGAAUAGUUUUAAUCAUGAAAUCAUGUUAUGACAUGUCUUCUCACGUAGCCUUAAGAGGAAGAAAAAAAUUUUUGAGAGACACAUAUGAAGAACAGGGUUCUGUGUAAAAAAUGUUUGUGGAACAAAAUGUAUUUUUAAAAUCAAUCCCACUCAUGAUUGUGCAGUGUUAGCUUGCUUUCGCUGCUGUUGAUGUAUUACAUCUGCUUGACAGUCAUGCAUCAUUAUCUGCACACUGUUGUAAAACUUUUAACAGGUUAUAAUGAAGCAUGUUGACCAACAUUUAUAGAAAAUGAAUAAUUUUUACAGAUUUUGAACAGCACAUGUCUUAAAAGAAAUGUCACGUGUUGAAUGUAGCUUCCAUGUUUUAGUGUGAAAAUAAUACUGAAUUUGUCUCUGUCCAAAAUUUAUAAAGGUGUUUUCUGCCCUGCUGUGCAAUUCUCAGCGAUAUAGUGCCAGUUCUUCUGCUCUCAAAAUUUGACAUCUAUAAGUACUGUAUUCAUUUGAAACAAAAAAAGUUAUAAAAAUAAA
Messenger RNA from Rhineura floridana, 5961 nucleotides. RefSeq names its product TOG array regulator of axonemal microtubules 1 (gene TOGARAM1). Bases 458 to 5053 code for a protein of 1531 amino acids. Lineage: Eukaryota; Metazoa; Chordata; Lepidosauria; Squamata; Rhineuridae. Gene Ontology annotation, biological process: microtubule cytoskeleton organization. The record is from RefSeq and is a predicted model, not a curated record. Gene Ontology annotation, cellular component: cytoplasmic microtubule; cilium. The transcript is spliced from 22 exons. Gene Ontology annotation, molecular function: microtubule binding.